This is a messenger RNA of Ostertagia ostertagi, 723 nucleotides long. Lineage: Eukaryota; Metazoa; Nematoda; Chromadorea; Rhabditida; Trichostrongylidae. The record is from the annotation of a GenBank genome assembly.
AUGCCUGAUGGAAUCAUGCCUGCGGACAAAACGCAAGGUGUGGAGGAUGCCUCGUACAACACAUUCUUCUCAGAAACACAAAGCGGCAAACAUGUACCACGAGCGGUGUUCGUAGAUUUGGAACCCACGGUAGUCGACGAGGUACGUACUGGAACCUACGCAAAGCUUUUCCAUCCAGAGCAACUAAUAACCGGCAAGGAGGAUGCUGCUAACAACUACGCCCGUGGCCAUUACACUAUUGGCAAGGAGCUUAUCGACGUAUGCAUGGAUCGAAUUCGACGUCUCACCGAACGCUGCGCAUCUCUCCAAGGCUUCCUCAUUUUUCACUCGUUCGGAGGCGGAACAGGCAGUGGCUUUGCUGCUUUGAUGAUGGAACGAUUGUCUGUUGAUUUUGGAAAGAAGGCGAAGCUCGAGUUCAGCAUCUAUCCAGCUCCAACAAUCAGCACUUCAGUCCACAAAGCAAAGCUUGAAAAUAAUUUCAACAUCUCCUCUCACUGUGAGUCACAGCUCAGCAAUGUCGUACAGCUCGUCUGUAUUCAUCAUCGUUCUUACAGCCCGACAUACACGAAUCUGAAUCGUCUAGUCGCUCAGGUAGUUUCUUCAAUCACAGCGUCCCUCCGAUUCGAUGGCGCACUCAAUGUUGAUCUCACGGAGUUCCAGACAAAUCUCGUGCCGUAUCCGCGAAUUCACUUCCCUCUUGUCACCUACGCUCCCAUUAUAUCA